This is a messenger RNA of Triticum urartu, 2127 nucleotides long. Lineage: Eukaryota; Viridiplantae; Streptophyta; Magnoliopsida; Poales; Poaceae. The record is from RefSeq and is a predicted model, not a curated record.
UACCGUAUGGCCGUGUAUCAAUACCCGGACAGGGGGGGCGGUGGACCGAUUCUUCUCUUCUUUAAAAGGCCUCCGAAAAAUCUCCCCGUUUCCUCCCAGCGCUCCUCCCCUUCCAUUCGAGGAAAUCUUUUGUCGCGGGGUUCGAUUCGCCUCUCGAUUCAAGCCCAGGUUUUCCCAUCAAUUUGGGUUCCAUUCUCGCGAAAGUUGGGAAUUCGGAAGCAUUUUCCGGUCGAUUUGAGGCCGGCGGGGGUCGGAAGGUGCGACCCUUUGAUCGAAUAGCCCGCGCAAAGGCUUGUAUUCGGCUGUAAUUUAGCUCCGCAUGUGUGAUUCUUGAUUUCUGCUCGCCCGGGUAGAAGGCCAAUUGGCGGUUUCUUGGCUCCAAUCCUACCUUCGCAGUUCGCUCGGCAAAUCUGAGGCGCCGGGUGCUCCGUCUGCAAGGAGGGCUGCCAUAAUCCGCGCAAUUUGGUCUUAGAUGGGGACGGGAUCGAGCAUCCUUGGCGCGGAUGCCGAUUGGGGUGAGACGUCUCUCGGCGACAUGCCGGAGAGCUGCGUGGCGGCGGUGCUGCUCAACCUUGACCCGCCGGAGAUCUGCCAGGUAGCCUGCCUCAACCGCGCCUUCCGGGGCGCCGCAUCCGCGGACUGCGUCUGGGCCGGCAAGCUGCCCGCUAACUACCGGUACCUUGCGGCCCUCGCAGCUGCCGCUGAUGAUGAGGGCGAUGGUGACGGAGACGGCAAUGUCAAGCCCUGCUCCCCUAUAUCGACUAAGAAGGGGAUUUACGCGCGCCUGUGCCGACCUACUCCAUUUGAUGGCGGUACAAAGGAAUUCUGGAUCGAGAAGAACAAGGGAGGCCUUUGUAUGUCCAUCUCCUCAAAAGCGAUGGCCAUCACAGGUAUAGAUGACCGAAGAUAUUGGAGCCACCUUGUCACAGAGGAAUCAAGGUUUAAAGCUGUAUGCACUGGAGUAUCGCUGACAUGUUCUUUCCUAACUCCUAAAGAAUAAACUCUAUUUUGCAUACUGUUUUUACUUCAUUGUUGUUUUUCUUUUCUUUCUUAACUCUAUUUUAACUAAUGUAUACCCUUUAAUAUGAUUAUAGAAUGUUGUAGUUCUCUGUAGCUGGUUAGGCUAUUGCAUAAUUUCAUGGUAUACUUAGUUGAUGAGAGCCAUUUUUUCAAAUUAGACAAAUCAUUUUAUAGCCAGCAGUUAACCUCACAUUGCCUAAAUGUUGCUGUUUUUGCAAGCUACUUGAUUCCAUUCAUUGGGAUGUUAACCUUGUAUUAGCAUAAACUAGAUGUUAGUCAAGUGAAAUAUGCAACACUAUUAAUUCAGGAGAUAGUGAUCAGUGAGAAUGAAAACAUUUCCUUUGACACGGAUCUACUAUGAUGUAAGAAAGGUUAAAAUGAAUGUUCAUAUUUGCUCUGUAGGGCUGGAAAUUCCCGUAUUAAUCAGCUAAGAAGAGAACAACAUACUAUAAAAAGAAAUUCCCACAUUAACCGACUACAAACAAAGAUAGAUCAAUAGAAGAGGUUCUCUGAAAGGAAAAGAAAUAUUGGAAAAUAUAUGGUGGCCUGGUGGGAAUAGAAUUAUUUUAUGAAAGAACCUUCGUGCCUUGAGCGUAUGGAAUAUGGAGAGUGAAUAAUCUAAGUGAGACAUGGUCACACAUUAGAGGGGGAAAUUUUGGAUGCAUUUAUAAGGUAUUUGAAGACAUAGUUUACUUUUGCAUUUUAAAAUUUGAAUACAUGUAUAUUGCCUUAAAAGAGUAUUUAUCCCUUUGUCUCAAAGUUGUUUAAUUUUGAUGUACAUUGUAGCAAUUUGUGUUACUUUGUACUGGCAUUACUUUUUUCAUAAGUGAGCUAUUUGUCAAGUAUGUUUCUAAGUUCUAACUGGAAGUGCUUAUCUUGGAGUGUACCUAGUAUUCCAUUAUAAAGCGUUGUAUGUACUGUUGUUUUCUUGCAUAUAGUCAGCCAUAUACUGGGUUUAGGGUUAUCAGCUUCAGAGAUUGUGACUUAUGAAACGCUUGAUUAAAAGUUCUGCUGUUAGGUUAUUAGUUCAUCUUUCAUGAUAUAUUUUUGGUACAAACUGUACCUUUCCUACAUAUUAUACUUUUGCUGAGUUUCUUCCGUGUGCUA